UACAAGCCACGCCCACAUACUUCCGGGUAGACGUCCGAACAUCUAAAAAUUGAGGGCAGCGCUUUAUGGAGUCAUUACCCAAGUCAGACUCUAAUAAGGUAAGUGUAACUAUUGACCGUGUUUAUUUUACUAAUUACUUUGACAAAGCGUAUCGAAAACUUGAUGGUUUUAAGGAGCUAACGGAACGGAAACAAUGGGUUCAAACAUGCGCUAACUGAUAGCUGCCUUGCUAGCCAAGCCUGUGUUGACCAGGGUCCGCUGCGAUUUUAAAAACUUUAAGAACAUGUUGAUUAAAUGUAAAAGUGGUGGCUCUUAAUGACAAACACCAGGUUUUUUCUGACAAAGGUAAACUAUCAUGUUUUUCGGCAUGGCUCAUGUCCAAAUUAGAGGUUUUUCUUCUAUGGUUAGAUCGCUUCUUUUAUCGAGAAUGGUUGCCGCCCACACUGUGUUUUCAGAGGUUGAAGUCUUCGCUUACCCUCUGCUGUUAUUGAUUUAAUAGUAAUGCCGUGCUGUCGUGUCUGUUUCUUUUUCUUUGGAACUUCUGCCGAAUUUUCCAGAACGACAUUUUGAAACAGUUGACUUGUAUAAUAGCUCGGUAAAACGCCCCACGGGGGCAGCAACACCGCAUUUUGCUUACGUUAUCAGAAUUAUAAAGAAGAUUUGGCCUGAAUCCAUCUACACAAGUUUCGUUGACGCAGAGACAAAUCUGUGGUGAAAGUGCAUCUCUUUUAAACUAAAGUCGCCUUGAAAAACUGCGCACAAGGUUAUCAUCAUUAAAACGAUCCAGUAGAAGCUCUCAUUUAUCGUGAAAAUAGCUACAAGUGAAUGUAUUUUGCGGAAAUGUUUGAUCAGUUUAUCCCGAGUACCAACAUGUUGAGCAAUUAGUUUCCUGAUUCUUCUUCUUUUAUUUGUGCGUGUGUGUGUUUUUAUAACAGGAUUGACUCAUUGACAUUGGCCAGACUUGCCUGAUCCCAUCAUGGCUGUCAGAUACUUCUCUCUACUCUGCUGUCUUGGCCUAGCUUUUACUGCUCAAGGUGAGUAACAGUGGGGAUAAGCUGGUGACAUCCAUAUUACACACAAGCUGGUGUUUGGCCUUGAACUAUCUUAUCCCUCACCAUUCUGCUUUUGUUUACCAUUACAGCUCAAGACUGCUCAAGGCCUAUUCCAGGAACUAACAUGCAAUUAAGAGAGAAAGACGCUGAAACGCAAGAAUUUCCACCGGGGAGCAAAGUUGGUUUCACCUGUGUGAUUGGCUACACCCCUGCAGGAGGGAGCCCAUCCAGUGUUUGUACUGGCGGGGUUUGGACCCCCGUGACCCUGACAUGCGAGAGUAAAUAUCACCUGUUUCUAAUAUUUGUUCUCUGUUUUGGAGCCUCUCUUUAAGUAACAUAACUGUUCUUUAAGAUAAGUUAAAGACAAUAUUUUGAUGAAUCUGUGGAGUCGUCUUGUGCUAAAUGAUACAGUUUUCUUUCACUAGGGAAGAGCUGUGGCUCACCCGGUGACGUGCUACACGGUCACAUCGAGUACCAUGAUGGCACUGAGUUUGGUGAUACAGCUGAGGUUAUUUGCGAUGAAGGGUUAGUAACACAGAGAUAACUGUGAUAUUUAAAGAAUUGUCAUUGUAUUAUUAUGGUGGACAUAACUCUAAAUGUUUACAGCCAUUGUAUUUAAACGUCAUUAUUAUUAUUUUUUUUUAGUUACAAACUGGUUGGUAGAAGUCAACUCAGUUGUGGAGACCAAGGCUGGAAGGGCAGGUUACCUGUCUGUGAAGGUUGGUCUGCUGUGUGUUAAUACAAGGAACAUGAGAUAGUAAGAUCUCUUGUCUAUUUUUGCUUUAACCCCUGUACUUUUUACUGCGCAGUUACGAAGUGUGAGCCUCCACCUCAAAUAGCCGAUGGCGUGUAUUAUCCUGAAAGCGAAAUCUAUGAAUACAGAGAAUCUAUCCAAUACACCUGUUCGAAGGAUUUUUCUCUCGUUGGAUCCAAAUACCGCUCGUGUUCAGGAACAGGGACAUUUGAGCCUGAAGCUCCAACAUGUAGCAGUGAGGAUUUUAGCAUUUUUUCCAACUUUUCUAAACAUUUCCCACCGACUCUAAAAACCGCUCAUUUGUACAACUGGAGUGAGUUACAUCCAUAUAUUUUUUUGUCCCUGAAGAUAUUAAAUGUCCCAACCCAGAAGUGGAAAACGGUGAUCGGUAUGGAGGUUAUAAGCCGUCUUAUAAGUACAAGGACACUGUGCAGCACAAAUGUACGACUGGCUAUACUCCGAUAGGAGACGAUGUCUCUACGUGUGGACCUGAUGGGAAGUGGUCACCUCCACUUCUACGAUGUGAACGUAAGUAGAUCAGACUUUUUGAAGUAACAAUAUAAAAUUUUAUCUGUAUUAUGGAUUUCUCCUGAAAUUUAACAGUGACUAACUGACUGGUAUCAUCUUUUUCUUCAGCUUUAAAAUCUCUCAGGCUGCCUCAUACUUGCAUUAACUGACUGGAUUCACACUUUAGAGCGUGAUAUAUGUGCAGCAUAUUCAGCUUUAGUCCUUUUGCUUGCUGCUAUCAGAGAUUAUUGCGGUAGUUUUUAAAGAAAGGAUCCUGCUGCUGUGUUCUGUCUAAAGCUCUGCAUCACCUCAUGAGAGUAUCCCUGCUUCAUUAAGCUAUGUCAGAACAAUCCUGGACUGUAAUCUUGCAUGCACAAACUCUCACCCGUGAAAGAGCAUGACACUUGAUUUGGCCUUAGAAACUACAAAUCUGGCUUUUUCCAUUCCUUCUAGUGUUUAUUUCUCUUUUCUGAUUUGUCAUUCCAGCUAAAAAUUGUUCGCAACCUGUUGGAGGAUCCAACAUGGCUUUAGAGGACAAAACUGUACAAAUAUUUCCACACGGCUCCAGCGUUACUUUUGUCUGUAAAGACGACUUUGUUCCUGAGGGAAAUGCAGUCAUUAAAUGUAUGAAUGGGGACUGGAGUCGUCUGGAACUCACAUGCAAAAGUGAAUAUUCACACUUUUUUAUGACCUGUCCCCUGAUUUGGUGCUCUUUCCUAAAAGACGUUUAACCGGAUAGUUUUCUGGAUCAGGGAGUGUUUAUUUCUCUUUUCUGAUUUGUCAUUCCAGCUAAAAGUUGUUCACAACCUGUUGGAGGAUCCAACAUGGCUUUAGAGGACAAAACUGUACAAAUAUUUCCACACGGCUCCAGCGUUACUUUUGCCUGUAUAGACGACUUUGAUCCUGAGGGAAAUGCAGUCAUUAAAUGUAUGAAUGGGGACUGGAGUCGUCUGGAACUCACAUGCAAAAGUGAAUAUUCACACUUUUUUAUGACCUAUUCCCUGAUUUGGUGCUCUUUCCUAAAAGACGUUUAACUGGAUAGCUUUCAGGAUCAGGGAGUGAUAAUAUCUGCUGAACCAGUUUUUAAAAUCACUGUGCAUUCACUUUGUGUCAGUAACUCUCUCAAGAUUACCAUGUUGUAUGUUUUUUCAUAGGAACCACUAAACCACCAAAAACCACUAAAGGACCAGUUACAGUCGGCCCAGGUGGAAAAGGUGAUGGUGAUGAUAAGACAGAGUCAGGUAGAGUCGAUGUUGAGUCCUUUCAGUGUGUUCAUAUGAAGCAGUAAUAAAAUUUAAAGGGGGCUAAAAAGAGCUUUUUAAAUGGUACUGGCAGACUCUUAAAUAGCUGAGUUUUAAGGGGUAAAAUGUGUCGGAGCAGCUGACGAUAAAGUUUUGCCGCUUUUUGAGUAAAACACAGCAGUCAUAACACUUCAUGUUAUCAUAAUGCUCUGCGACUAACCUUUUCCUCAGUAAUCCUGUGAUGUCUGGUUGUACGACAAGCAGCUUUUCCCCCCUGAACCUCCUUUUGUUUGUUUUUUUUUACAGGCGGUGGAAAUGACACUGCCAGAGACGCGGGGAUUGCUUUGGCGGUCGGUAAGUUUCAACCUCAUCCUUUAAAAGAGCUGAAUAAGAGACAUUAUUAUGUAUUCAUUGAUGGUAAACAUAUUAACGCACAGUGUUUCUUUGCUGCGGUUUGUGUUAACUAAUGAAUAACACAUAUUCUUCAGUUUUAAAGCUCCUGUGAGGAUUAGUUAACCGGCUAUAAAAUGAGCUGAAAUUAACACUGAUGUCUGUUUGUUACCUGUAAAAAGGAUGAACACUGUCAGAGAUGAGAUUCAUGUGUUAAUCUUUUCAUUUCUGAUGUUUGUUACUUCUACAGCUAUUCUUUACAGAGAAUUUUAUUUAUUUGUUCUUUCCAGUCUGAUUUUUUUACAUGAUCCUUGUUUUUUCUCUCACACAGUUGCUCUUGUUGUUGCGGUGCUCGUUUUAGUUGGAAUUCUUCGUUCAAAAAAGAAAAAGCAAGGGUAAAAUGUUGUUUUGUUGAACUACGCAGGCUAACACUAAACCCUGCUUGAUCCCUCUGUGCCUGUGAACAUUUCCUUUACGUCUCUAUUCCAGCAUCUGUUAUUUUUUUUCCAGCAUCUUUAUCCUGUCCGGCUUUGUGAUGUCCCGUGUUUGGGCUUUCUAGGACCUUUUGAUCAAAGUUUCUCUCUUCGCCACACACUGUUGAUGUUGUCAUAUUUGGCUGCUUUGAGAACUUGAAGCACUCUGACUGAGUCGUGAGAGCUGUGCCAAGGGCUGUCAGUUUUCACUGGAACCAAAGUUUGUCUAAUACCUGGAUAGAAACAAUGGGUUUAAUUUGCAUGGGCUCAGGUUCCAUACGUACUCCCAAAUCCAAAGUCCAGACUCUAGAGGAAGACAAUGAAACCUUUUAAAUGCUUAAAAAAAAACAUGGACAGAGAAAAACUUGAUGGUUCCUCACUUGUUAAUGCCUGAUGUGUCGACGCCAAACGAGGUCAUCGGUCUGAAUUUGUUCUCUUCUCAUUUGAUUUCUGCAGGAAAAGGAAAUGAUAAUUGCAGAAGUGACUCAUACUGAAACCUCAUUUUUUUUGAGUGGGGAUCAAUUUUAGCAGUUGAUCAUAACUCUUAAAAAUUGAAGACUUAUAACUGUUACUCAUUUUCUACCUAUGAAAGAUAAAUAAACCAAAAAAUAAAAACUUAAAAAACACACAUUUUAUAUAUAUCAAAAAAAUAAAAAAAUAAAUAAACCUAAAAAAAAAAAACACACUUUAUAUGUAUAUAAAAAAAAUAAAUAAAUAAAAAUAAACCUAAAAAUACACACACUUUCUACAUAUCAAAAAAUUUAAAAAAUAAACCAAAAAAAAAACACGCUUUCCACAUAUAUAUAUAUAUAUAUAUAUAUAUAUAUUUAUACACACAAAUAAAUGAAUAAAAAUAAACCAAAAAACAAACCUAAAAAUACACAAACUUUCUAUAUAUCAAAAAAAAAUAAAACAAAAAAAACACGCUUUCUAUAUAUAUAUAUAUAUCAACAAAAAAAAAAUAAACCAAAAAACAAACCUAAAAAACAUACACUAUAUAUAUAUAUAUAUAUAUAUAUAUAUAUAUAUAUAUAUACAGUAUAUAUAAAUGAAUAAAUAAAAAUAAACCAAAAAAAUAACCCUGAAAAUACACACACUUUCUAUAUUUAAAAAAAAAUGAAUAAAUUUAAAAAACCUGAAAAAAAUGAAACCAAUAUUUUGUUUUAAAUCCAAACUGUGUCGAGUUUCUUUACUUGACACCUUUUAUAUUAUUAAGUAUUCAGUUAACUAAAAGGCCAGCAAGCGAUCAAAAUAUGACAACAGAGCAUUUGGUGGUGUACUUCGCUCUGAAAAACCAAUUAUGUUUAGUCGAGACCCCUCACACUGCACUGUCUUUUUUUCUCUCUUCAGUUUCCUCCCUCAAAUGUUUUGAAACAGCACGCUGCAAGACACUCCUUUUAUUAUGAAAUUCUAUAAAACCCAAACCUUCCUCUUCCACCAAACUCUGUGGUGACCUGCUGCUUUCUGCUCUGUUUCAUUUUGGGAGCGCUUCCGUAAAAGUUUGUGCAAAUCAGCUACAAGAAACGAAUUUAUAGAAAUCUUAAUUUCCGCUGUGUUUGAGGAAGCGGCUUCCUCUGUGACGAGUGGUGCUCGAGUGUGGUCUUGUGGUCGAGUCAGGCUUCUUUCCACUUCCUGCAGCUUGUCUUGCCUCUUAUCUGCCUGGUCGGUCGCACAGUUAGCGGUGAUAUUGAUAAGUGGUUAUUAAAUUGCAGUUUUCAGAAAGGCUGUCCUGAAAAUGACACGAAGAACGAUGACGAAGAGCAGGCGCAGCUCUGAAGUAGGUAAGAAGACGGAGCACCGAGCACUCUCAAACCCCAGAAACUCAUCAUUUUCAAUCUGUCUAUCUGGCUGUGAUGAUCACUAACGUUAACAUUGAUGACUUUUCUUUCCUGCUCUUUUGGGAUCGUUUUUAACCAGCUGGGACGUUUCCUACUCCUCCUCUUUUCUCUCCUUGUUCACAGAGUUUCUUUCUAAAUGACUGUGAUGUCUUCUCUUCUCCUGUCUUGCAGUAAGCGCCCUUCUGUUGGUCCAUAACUACUUGGUUUGAAAACAUCUGAGUAAGAAGAGGACUGCCACUGGACUAGUUUUUGAAUGUAUUCGCUCAAUCUGCCAGCAUGAGGGUGCCGCAGGCUCACAAACCACCCCCAAAUAAAGUUUCUGAACACGAGCCCGAGAUCGCAAAUCCUUAGUAGGUUUGGUUCAACCUAAACAUGCUUUUAGGGUUCUCAUUAGUCACUCCAAACUUCUUUAUUUUAGCCCUGCAUGAGUCUUAACAAUGAUGAUUGGGUUGCCUGUAACCCCGUUCAUAACAUCACUGCAGUUUUUUGUUUGUUUUUUAAUUAUGAAGGAGUGAGUUUUAUAUUUUCAGAGUGACAUAAUCUUGCACUAUAUUGAUCCGCACAGCUCAGCUUGGCCAAUAUCGCUCAGUUACACCAAUUACUCAACCAGUUUUCGUCUGUCUAUCAAAACAGGUGGCUUCUAGCUGAUAAAUCUAGUCUUGUAAAUGAAACUUUCCAGACAACAAAGAUAACAGCGGGAUCUGUCAAACAUUCUCAAACACGGUGCCUGAUCACGAGGGAAAAUGUCUUUGCCUUAUUAAUGAAGAAACUGUCUAAGUUCGUUGAUUGUUGUUUCUCGUGUUUCGUCCUGUGAGUCGCAUAAACAUUAACCCAGAAAAGUUAUGGAGAGCGAACUUCGGUUUAAUGUUUGUGCAAAGUUAAAUAUUGGCACAUAGUGUAGCCUAAAAGAAAGCGUUUUAUUACCAAGAGAAAAAUUCAGCAAAUGUUUUUUUUUUUUUUGAAUAUCAGAAUUAUUUGAUUUGAUUUAUAUCUCUCUCAGAGUUUAGGUGUUAAGUUGAAACAAGGAGCAUACUUUAAGUAUUAGGCUUCAGACCCGUGGCUGAUGUUUCCUGGAGUCCGACAGACUGUGACUUCUCAAGUUUUUGCACUUACUUUGCUUUACUUUUGAAAUCUUUAUUUAUUGAGCUGAAAUUUGUGUCAGAACAUCUCAUCUAACAGUUUUUGUAUUGUACAGAAGCAGGUGAAAACUGCUUUCAUUUUGGCUUUACUUUUUUUGUAAUCAAUAAAAUAAAAUGAAACCACUGAACCAAGUCUGACCCCUGUAUUGAAUUUGCUGUGUAUUCAACAUGAACACACAUCAGUCUCUUUGACCCAGAUGCUGCGACUUUUUAACAAACAACAGAGCUGGAAAAAUUGAGGAAUAUUAUGUGAAAGUAAAUUUUUAUUUGUGUUUAUGAUAGAAACAAAGUGUAACAUACAACAAUAAAUGUCAAUGUGUCUUUACUAAUUUGUCAACUUUUAAUAUGUGUAGUAUGUAGUUAUACCAACUUUAGUAAUGACCACACAAUAGCAAUACACAGCGGUCUGAGGAGCCACAAUGAUCAUAAAUGUUCUUCCUUGAGCUGCGUCACCCCGCUGCAGUCUGUAAUGGACUGGUCAAGGUCUCUCAACAAACAAGCGGCUGCUGGAAGAGAGUAGGUGAGUUGUGUUUAGUCUCUUUGCUAAAGAAAUUAGUCAAAGUUAAAAAGAUGUUUGGUGGCUGGGACCCUAUAUGUCCUGUUGAUGAAGUUAGGUGCUGUUCUGAGCAUUAUUUGUGGCUAUAAAGUGGCGUUUUGGUUGAGGUUUGUUUAUGGCUCCUCAGACUGCUGUGUAUUGCUAUCCUUCGGUCGUUACCAAAGUCGGUAUAACUAGAGAUUCUCUCAAGGGGGCUUUCUAACUCGUCAUUAUGGUGUGUUUGACCCUAAAUUAAUUUUGCACCGGAAUAUCCCUUUAAGCAUUUAAAUUAAAUGAUAUUUCACAAGUAACCCUGUAUUUUCAUUUUGGACAAUAUACUGAAGUUUUACAAAGGGUUCAAGUUAGAAAUAAGGUCUGCUGAGGUAAUUAUGUUAUGAAAUCUGGCAUUUGCAGCAAUAAAAAAACCUUCAGGAAAACUAUUUAUACUUCAUUUGUCAGUUAAAGAUAGAAACUCGACAAGCCUCUUGUGGGUGGAUAUUGCAAAUCUGCAUUUUGCUAUGAAAACAUGUUGCAUCUAGGAUCUGUGCAGGGUUGAAUAUGACUGUAAAGUAAGAUAUUUAUGACCAUGACUUCCAUCCAUUAGUGCAAACUGAAUCAAAAAUCAACUGAUCUCUUAGAUUACACUGCCACCUUGUGGAUUUUACAAAGAACUACAACACCAUUCAUGUUACUUAUGCUGCGUCCGAACUGCCCGCUCGGAUACUACAUGCUACUGCUACGUGCUACUGCUAGAUCCUACUCCUACAUACUAAACACGUUGGCCCAAUUCGGACACACUAGACGAGCGGUGGGGAAAGACGACCCCCGCAGGCAGAGAGUAGGUACUGCGCCCGUGCAGACAGUGGUAACUGAAGCCCCUCAUCUGCGGGCCUGGCUGUAGUACUGCAGCUGUGCAGUUUAAUGAUGGAAUAAGUGAGCUUUACCUCCAUGAUGUCGCCACAUAUUUGCUCAUAAAAUGAUUACUUGGGCAAAUAUGACACCAUGACAUGACAAAGAGAUACAACCGCACAUUUUUUAGGACAGUGUGUGAAGUUACAU
Molecule: messenger RNA, 8988 nt
Organism: Xyrichtys novacula (pearly razorfish)
Lineage: Eukaryota; Metazoa; Chordata; Actinopteri; Labriformes; Labridae
Source: the annotation of a GenBank genome assembly